Messenger RNA from Trypanosoma theileri, 498 nucleotides. RefSeq lists its product as uncharacterized. NCBI's taxonomy places the organism in Eukaryota, Euglenozoa, Kinetoplastea, Trypanosomatida, Trypanosomatidae. The annotation marks the transcript as partial. The record is from RefSeq and is a predicted model, not a curated record. The transcript has a single exon.
UCUUCUUCAACUCUUGUACCUUCUGCCACACAUCCUGAACAACCAAGUGAUGGUCGUGAUGCUACGCAGGAUAGUAAUCCCUCACGAGAAAAUAACACACCACCUGAAGGUCCACAGAAGGAAACAGAAGGAGAGAAGAAAGAAACUCCAAAUGAACCACAACCCAAUUCUUCCGAUGGGUCCAAUACAACUGGCACUGGCAGUCAAGACAACAGUGCUGCGACGGUUCAGGAACAGAACACUGCUACACAGGAAUCUCAACCAAACAACGAUACAACUGAAACAACUAACGAAGCGAACACGAACCCUGACACUACCAAUACACCCAAUAAUGAUGAGGAAUCAACCACAACCACCACAACAACAACACUUCCUCCUGAACUCACAAACAACAAGAAGGGUGAUGCAGACAGCAGCAGCAGUAUCAGCAGUUCUGUGUGGGUGCGUGUACCACUACUGAUUGUGGUUACACUGGCCUGUAUUCUUGUUGUAUGCUGA